CUCGUGUCUUUGAGGAAAGAGGAAGAGCAAUGCGGGGCGGCCGCAAAGUAGUUAAGGGGUUCUAUGCGCCCGCAAUGGUCUUACUAUACCACCAACUAUUUAUGUACGUCGUGUAAUAUGCACUGUAAGCUAUUCGAAUCAAUAUGGCCGCCGAAGAAGAUGUGACCAUGGCUGAUGUCGAUUGUUCAACCCAGUGGUUAGUUGAAAGAGCUAGACAAAGUCUUAAAGAAAACAAUCCUUAUGAAGCUAAAGCGUGGCUUAUAACUGCUAAGACUUUAUAUCCCAAAGAUUUUGGACUUCAGUAUGAGGCUUACACUAUUGAAAGAAAUGCUGAGAGAGUUCAGGAGUCAGCCAACCUCUUCUACAUCAUGUUUGAGCAGUUUCCAGACAGCAACAUACUUUGGAAGGAAGUAGCAAGCUUCACUGAUGCCCUUGAAAGUGAGGUCACGGACCAACAUGGAAAAUUUUUGACAGACAUGUUUAGCAGUCUUCCACAGCAUGCCCAGCGAGAAAUACUUCUCAAGGCAGCAGGGAGAUGCAAAGAUUGUAUUGAGAAAUGCAGGAUGAUGUUACUGUUGAUGAGAAGAUUUCCUGAUGUGAUUCCAAAGAAUGGGGUUGCCUUGACCGAGAUGUUAAUUGAUGCUGAAAACUCUGAGUAUCCAGAUGCUCCUGUCAAUCCUUAUAGAAAGUUGUUAGUCUGUGAUGUUUUGCCUCAUUUGCUGGCUAGUGAUAACAUGGCUGUUGAUACUUCAUCUGCAAAUGGUAGUCAAGAUGAUGAGGACUGUGCACCAGGCAUCUCUCUUCCUCAAGUAUACAAGUGGCUGGAGUUAUCCAUUCAUUUCUAUGUCUCGUGCGCCACUGCCCACAACUUCCUGUCUGAGAAUUCUGAUGCUCAACAUGGCAUUAUAGACACAAGCAUUGUAGCUGAGGUGCUGGAUGGAAAGGGCCCCUGGGUUGCCCUACAUGAGCUGUUUUACCUAACAGCACAAAAGUGUGGCUGGGCGGAGAUCUGUAGAAUUCACGACAGGCUUGAUCCCAAAAAGUACAGAAGCAGCAAUGACCAUUGGGCUAGCAUAUCAGAACUACACUACAAACUGAAGAGGAUGUCAAAACAUAGCUUAGAAGAGGGCACAGAGGAGGAGAUGAUAGAGAAAACAGGGGUCAUGUUUGCCGCUAUUAUCUUGUUUCUACAGACAGUCUGGGAAUACUGCCGUGUUGUCAAUAGACUUGACUUAGUGUCAGCUUCCUCUGGUUUAGUAUUUCCGUUAGUUCUCAUAGAGGACAGUGUGAAUGAAAAUCAUCAAAGCAGUGCAUCAAGCAACUCAGCUGGAGGAGGUAGCAAUAGUCCAGCACCAAAGAAGAAAAAAAGGAAACUGGCAUCUGGUAGGCCUGGCUCUCCUGGGAAAGAUGAUAGUAAGAACAAGCAACCUGCAAACAUUAUAAUAGACAAAAAUUGUGGUUCAGUCAGUCAAAACCUUUCAGAUGACUUCAUUGUUUCUGUGGAGGCGUGGCAUCUUCUAAACACACACACCGACUAUAAAAACGAUUUUACACGUCUGUUAGAUGAGUGGGAAGUUGAUCAGUGGAACUGGAUGGGAACCUUUGAAGUGGACAGACUUAUUUAUAAGGGAAAAUACAAGAAGGCUGUUGAAUUUCUUCAGGAACAAAAGCGUUCCUUGGAAAAGGAUGCCUCGGCAAACCAAGAGUCAUUAAUCAGAGGAGCCAUUCAGCUGUCCUGUUCUUAUUUUCACCUUGAUGAUCACAAGAAGGCCUGUGAAGAAGCUCUUUACGCUCUCAACUUCUUUUCGUCUAGAGCGUCUCCUGGAGACAACAUGGCGCUCAAAAGAUCCUCGUCAAUUCAUCAGGGAAAACUUGAUAAAAGUGCAAAUGAGCUUUCAAUAUUGGGUUCUUCGCAUUCUGGUCGAUGUUUGAGGUUGAUUCAGUGCAGUGAAACAGAAGUGCUAUCCCUUACUGUCGGUUUACUUCUUUCUUCGCUCAAGCAAAGACUGGCUACUGGGGGACGGAAUGACACACUUCUUGGUCACCUCAUAGUCCUUCUUCAGUUUGGUUGGCCCAGGGAAGAAGGAACAUUUUACGAACUCUUGGAUAAGAUCCGUGAUCAGGGUGGCCUGAAAUACAGAGUAUUUUUUAACUACGUGAACAAUAUCGAUAUUUUGGAGGAAUUUGCACAUCUCUACAGUGACGAUACAUUUAACCUUGAUCUAGUUCCUCAUUCCACGACUGGCUCGAGUAGGGCGGUGACACGAGGGGUUAACAAAGGAGCUAAGGAAGACUUCCGUGCCGCUCUGGAGAGACAAGUUGCGCGCAGUGAUGACAGCUUCGAGCCAUUACUCAGAGCUUUCUUCCAAAAUGAAAGAGAAUCACUCAUUCUAAGCUGACCAACACUUGCAUGCAAGAUGAAACCUUAGGUUCAAGUUAUAUAGUUUCGGGAGUGACUGUAAAUAAAUAAUUCUUUCUAAAUCUAAAUCUAAAUAUUAUUACGUCGGCAACAUCCAGAGGACAUCACGCCAACUCAACUCUUCAUUAAUAUUGCCAAAUUUUACAUUGGCCACAAAGACCGUCUUGCACCUGGUUUGGUUUUGUCUUUGCUCAGCAGUAAAAAACUCUGUCAUCGAGGCCUAGCAAUCAGAAGGAAGCUGUUGUUUUCUUGGCCAAUCAGGAGCGAAGACCGAAACCAAUUAUGAUGGUUUCCUCAGCUUUUCCUGCGCUUAGCGGUAGUACGGGUUCACAUGGAACUCUGUGGACAUGCCAAAAAUAUAUCGACAAUUUGGGCCGUCGGAUUUAAACCGUCGCAAUCAACCCCAAGGGCCUAGGUUACGCAAUUUUAGGCAAUUUGAGCACUGAUCAAAUGGUCAUAGAAUUAACUAAAAUAUCACAAAA
This is a messenger RNA of Orbicella faveolata, 2901 nucleotides long. Its product is annotated as integrator complex subunit 10-like. The record is from RefSeq and is a predicted model, not a curated record. NCBI's taxonomy places the organism in Eukaryota, Metazoa, Cnidaria, Anthozoa, Scleractinia, Merulinidae. Gene Ontology annotation, biological process: snRNA processing. Gene Ontology annotation, cellular component: integrator complex.